This is a messenger RNA of Phymastichus coffea, 4278 nucleotides long. RefSeq names its product 85/88 kDa calcium-independent phospholipase A2 (gene iPLA2-VIA). NCBI's taxonomy places the organism in Eukaryota, Metazoa, Arthropoda, Insecta, Hymenoptera, Eulophidae. Gene Ontology annotation, molecular function: protein binding. Bases 553 to 2940 code for a protein of 795 amino acids. The record is from RefSeq and is a predicted model, not a curated record. Gene Ontology annotation, biological process: positive regulation of ceramide biosynthetic process; lipid metabolic process. The transcript has 9 exons. Gene Ontology annotation, cellular component: mitochondrion.
CUGGUAGUGACACCGGUGACAACGCAUCAAACUAAACUGACUAGAUAAGGUUUGUCGACGACUGAUUACUAGUAUUUGUUAUUAUCAUUCUAUAGUGAUAUUAAGUUAUCAGUCAAUAAAUAGCAGAGAUUAUAAAAGUAGAUUGUGAUAUACUACAAUUUCCUAAGUACACAAAGUGAUCAAACAUUAUUAACUCGUAUCGGAAAGUAAGGACACAUGACAAAGAGACAAAAGAUGGAGCAAUAAAGCUCCUCAAGACAAGACAAGGGCAAGGAUAGGCGCAUUGGUGUAUAGUAUCUUCAAGUUUCAUAUAAUCUAUGGUUAUUUUAUCUGCUGAGUCGACUGCUUGAGACCUCUGCUUGACAACUACAUAAUACAUACAUACUUUAUCUAAUUCGAUAUCUUUCGUAAAGUAUAUGCUGUCAUAAUUUUACUGGGUGUUCAUAUCACAGGGUCACCUCCAAAUAUGGUAGUUGUUAAAUUACAUAUUUAAAUUGUCAACAAACGAUUAACUUUAUCAUCUGAAAAUUAUAUCACCUGUUUUGAUUGACAAUGGCAUGGCUUGGAUCCAUUGCAUCUACUGUGUUCCGAAAUAUUGUUUUUACAGAAAUACCUGCAAGUCAAGUACAAGAAGUUAGAACAAAUGAGUAUCAUAAGCGUCAUAUCUACUGUCGUGAAGAUGGCAUGGUAUUAUAUACUCCUGGUAAUUUAGAAAAUCAAAAAUAUGAAAUAGUACUCCACAGACCAUGUACUGAAACUUUACUUUAUGGCUAUAGUUUAUAUCGUUCCGAAAAUCUUGAAGAAGUGCAAUCUCGGUUUCUUAUUUACAAGGAUAAAAUUCCAACUUUGGUAGAUAUUUGUAGAGAGGUAAUGCAAGUUAGCAAACUACAGAAAUUAUGUGAUGUCUUAUAUGAGCACCCCACAUGGAAUUUAGCACAUAUUUCAGCUCACUUGUUAUUAUAUGAUGCUUUCAAUCAUGAUGUAGUCAACAGUUUGUUAAAUAGCAGUGAUUCAGACACAGGAGCUUCUCCUCUUCAAGUUGCUAUCCAAACAAGCAAUUUGAAAAUUGUACAAAUGUUAAUUUCAGCAAAAAGUUCAUUAGAACAUUUAGAUUACAAGGCUAAUACUGUGUUUCAUUAUGCAGCAAAUACAACAAAAGAAAUUAUCAUGUCUCUUGGUUCAGAUCUUCCAAGUACUUUGAAUAGUCGUAAUAGCGAUGGUUACACACCGAUGCAUAUUGCUUGUCUCAAUGAUAAACCAGAAUGUGUAAAGGCACUUUUGCUUAUGGGAGCAGAUGUGAAUAUCUCUGCAUCAGAACGUUCAGGCGGUAUAACAACGCCAGGCUACAUUGGAGAUUUUCUUCAUAACCAGCCAAACAGUCUUAAGCCAGACGAUAUGAAAUUCGGCGGAACACCUUUACAUUGGUCAUGUAGUAAAGAAGUUAUUAAUGCUUUAAUAGAAAAAAAUUGCGAUAUCGAUGCACUGAACUUCGAUGGUCGCACAGCUCUUCACGUAAUGGUUGCUCGUAAAAGAUUGGAGUGUGUAGCAGCUUUAUUAAGUCACAUGGCAAAUAUAAAUAUAGUAGAUCGAGAAGGAAACAGCGUAUUACAUGUAGCAGUUUUAAAGUCCACGCCAACUAUUGUACAAUUACUCAUAGCAUUUGGCGUAGAUGUAAAUGCGAAAAAUUGGAGAAAUCAAACAGCUCGACACUUAGUUGAUAUAGAGAAUCCUGAUGGACAAAAAAUACUAUAUAUACUGCAUGCUGUGGGCGCAGAGCGCUGUCCACCUAUUACAAUGAGCUGUCAUAUUGGAUGCAAGCAUAAUGAAGAAUUCGACGGAAUUCCACCACCAAAACCGCCAACGGUCGUACCAAGAACGGUACUAGACCAGAUGCUCUAUGUUUCAAGUAUGGAAAAAAUGGCAUCAAAAAAGCGCCAACUAAAGAAAGGUGGAAGGUUACUUUGCUUAGACGGUGGUGGAAUACGAGGCUUAGUAUUAAUCCAGACUCUGCUAGAAAUUGAAAAUACUCUUGGCAAACCCAUUGGUUCUUGCUUUGAUUGGAUUGCUGGCACAUCAACAGGUGGAAUUUUAGCACUGGGCAUAGCAGCUGGGAAAAGUUUAAAAGAAUGCCAGGCUUUGUAUUUUCGCAUUAAAAACGAUGCGUUCGUUGGGAAACGACCUUACGCAAGCGAACCAUUAGAAAAUGCUUUAAAACAGACUCUGGGAGAGGAAAACGUCAUGGCAGAUAUUAGUCAUCCAAAGUUAAUGAUUACAGGUGUGCUUGCCGACCGUAAACCGGUGGAUCUACAUUUUUUCCGCAAUUUUGAGUCGCCCAGUGAAAUUCUGAACAUUAAGCCAAGCGAUACAGUCAAAGAAACUUUACCACCAGAGGCACAGCUUCUUUGGAAAGCUGCAAGAGCCACUGGUGCUGCUCCGUCUUACUUUCGAGCUUUCGGAAGAUUUUUAGAUGGAGGCCUUAUUGCUAAUAACCCUACAUUAGAUGCUAUGACAGAAAUACACGAAUACAAUUUGGCGCUUGAAGCUGCCGCUCGAACUAGCGAAGUUGUUCCUUUGCAGCUUGUUGUUUCAUUGGGAACUGGAAUGAUUCCUAUGUCGCCAUUGCAAAACGUUGACGUUUACAGGCCAGAAGGACUGUUUGAUACAGCAAAACUAGCUAUGGGAAUAACGACGCUAGUUACUUUAUUAGUGGACCAAGCCACUCUCACGGAUGGGCGUGUAGUUGAUCGUGCGCGCACUUGGUGCUCGAUGAUUGGUGUGCCAUACUACAGAUUUAAUCCACAAUUGUCUGCCGAGAUUGCCAUGGACGAGAAAAGCGAUGCAGUGCUUGCCGAAAUGAUAUGGACAGCUAAGGCUUUUAUGCACGCUAACAGAGAUCAGAUCAAAGAACUCGCUGCUGUACUCGAUUCAAUUUCUAAUUGAAGUUAUUAUUAUUUUUAUUACGAGUAUUACAUGUUAUAAGAAUCGCUUUUGUUGGGAUUUUGCUGUUGCGAUCAUACGGUAAAUUGAUAUGACAUUUCGCUCGCAAGUGUUAUAUGUGAUAAAUGUUAAAAGUAAAAAAUGACGUGCUGUAAAUUUUAUGAUGGAAAAAAUAAAAAAAAAUCGAUAUUUGGUGCUAUUCACUUUACAAGUAAAAUAAAAUAUUAAUUUGUCGUUCUAGAUUCAAAUUUAUCAUAGGAAUAAUUUUUUUGACAGCGUAUUUUUAGUUUCACAUAAAUUAUAUUAGUCUCAAACACAGCAUUUCCUGUAUGUACAAUGUAAUAUAAAAAUAAUUAUUUUUUACUGAAUGCUUGUAAAAUAUAUCGAAAAAAGUUUAAGUAGUAUUUUGCUUUGAAUGGCCGAAUCGGUCGCUAAGCAUAACCCUGCCAUGUCUCGUUUUGUGUACAGUUUUGAGAAUAAUACAAAAAACAAUGGUUAAAAUUACGAGGUGAGAGAAUUCGAAAGAUAACCAUAUAAUUUAAUCGUCAAAUGACAUGAAAUAUAAAAUUUACUUGAGAUUUUUGAGAAUCCAAAUAAAAGCUUGAUAGGUAAAUAUUAUACUUCAAUUUCGAAAGCUGUAGUUAUUAACAAAAAUAUUUAUAUGUUCAAUCUGAUAUUUCCGAUUACAAUCAAACUGAUUAACUAAAGAAUCAAGUAUCGAAAAUAAGCUUUAUUGAAUAUAACCCUUUUAUUUAUUUAAAAUAUUUUACAACUCAAGUAAAGUAGUGGAGUUUUGCAAGCAUUCUUGACAAUACUACAUCGAUAACAAUACUAUUUAUAAAAAUAAUUAUUCUCUGCCAUAUAAAAGUCUGUAUAAUAUUAUACUAUACUAUAUAAUAUUAUACUUAGAUUAUUAGUCUCAUACUCAAAAUAUUAAUUCUAAGAGACUGCCUUGCAAACAAUAUUUUAAGUACGUUAUAAUUGUUUAAAAUAUUUUAUCAAAAAAUAAUAAGUGGUAAAAGUGCAAAAGGAUAAUUUAUAAAUGGAGUUAUGUCAAAAUAAAAAUUCUAUUUAAAAAUUGUUAAUGCGCAAUGCGAGUACGUUGGCUUUUUUCAAAUUGAUAGACACUUCUUUAAAUCUGUAUUGUGUACUAUCCCUUUAUUAUCGCCAGGCGCCUUCAAUAACUUCAGAACUCUUGUGGUAAUUUUUUUAGUUUGCACUAUAGAUUAUUACUGCGUGUUCCAAUAAAAAUCACAAAAAUUUAUUUCCAUGAAAAUUGUAUUGACAGCAAAUUUGUUUUCUUCGUGUAUCUUGCAUGAAAAUAAUCAAAUAAAGAUUUGU